AUGACUAACAUCAUUCAUAAUAAGGAGUAUUUCAAAAGAUUUUAUAUUCAAGCCGUGGAUGCCGCACUUGAAUUUCUGAAAACAAGAUUCAAGUCCGAAGGAUUUCUUUUUGCACAAAACGUUAAAAACUCAGAUCUUAAUGCUUUGAAUUUGCAGGAUCAGGAUGUAAAAGUUUUAAAGCUUUUAAAAUAUUACGAAAAUGAUACAAAUGUAGAUCGCCUUAUUCUACAUCUGAAAAUGUUUCGAGACCUCAUCUGCCAUGGUUGUAGUAAUUCAAAAGGAAAUCCAAAUUAUGCAAAAUCAGAGAGAAGUUUCUCAGCCUUAUGCAGUCUAAAAACGAAUCUGCGAUCCACAAUGGGACAGGAGAAGCUGAACCACGAGGAGCGAUACUGCAUUGCUACUGAACCUUAA
Messenger RNA from Helobdella robusta, 411 nucleotides. RefSeq lists its product as hypothetical. The record is from RefSeq and is a predicted model, not a curated record. NCBI's taxonomy places the organism in Eukaryota, Metazoa, Annelida, Clitellata, Rhynchobdellida, Glossiphoniidae. The transcript is spliced from 3 exons. The coding region runs from base 1 to 411 and encodes 136 amino acids.